Pedinophyceae sp. YPF-701 is the source of this 2442-nucleotide messenger RNA. Lineage: Eukaryota; Viridiplantae; Chlorophyta; Pedinophyceae. The record is from the annotation of a GenBank genome assembly.
AUGUCGGACAAGCUGCUGACCUACCACCUGAACAAGGUGACGCGGAAGGAGGACCUGUACGAGGCGCUUGAGGAGAUAGACAGGCUGUAUGCGUCGGCUGGGCACCGUUUCAACCAGAUUCACCGCUGCACGACGAUCCGCGGGUGGUGUGUGCUGCUGUGCAAGGGCGGCGGGCGCCUGUCGCGCUCGUGGUGGGACCGGGGCCUGAGGGCGGUGGCGGAGCUCACGCACACGGUCGUGGAGCGCCACACCAACCCGCUCGGCGACGGCGACAAGCUCCUCAUGCCGCAGGGCAUCACAAACAUCGUGUGGGGCGCCGGGCGCCUCUACGAGACCGCCGCGAUGCGGGCGGACGCCGAGGAGCUCCUGCGCCCCGACGGGCACCUCGGGCACGCCGUCAAGGGCAUCGAGCAGAUGCUCGACCUCCUCGUGGAGAUGCACGACACGCGGAGCGGACAGGUGAUCCCGCAGGCGUGGGCGAACGCGGUGUGGGGCAUGGCCAAGCUCGGCAUCGCGCGUCGGAGGGAGCGGGGCGUGGCCGAGGCGACCAUGCAGGCCGUGAUCACCGACGUUUCGCAGUUCAUGCCGCAGGGGCUGUCCAACAUUGUGUGGGCGCUGGGGACGAUGGGGCUGACCGUGAAGGACCCGAUGGUGCAGCAGACGCUCGACGCGAUCUGCAGCGAGAAGGGCCUGCCGGAGGUGCUCAAGUCGACCUCGCAGGGCCUGAGCAACACCCUGUGGGGGAUGGCGACGUGCGGGUACCGCAUCGACUCGGAGGUGCUGGCGCGGAUGAUGGCGCGGGCGACGUCGGAGGACCACCUCAACACGCACACGGCGCACGGCGUCUCGAACGUCCUGUGGUCGGUUGCGACCUUUUUCACAAUCGACCCCGACACGUACAUUCCCCACAAGGAGGUGGACGCGCUGCUCGGGCUCGUCGUCAAGGACCGCAUCCGGCGCAAGAUCACCACGCAGGGCGUGAGCAACUGCCUCUGGGCCUGCGCGACCAUCGCGUUCGCGCCGAGCGACCGAGUGAUGGAGGUGUUUGUGCAGGACAUGUGCGACAGGCUCGAGCAGUACCGGGCGCAGGGCAUCUCGAAUUCGCUCUGGGCGCUCGCGAAACUGCGGUACCUCCCGCCGGAGGACCUCCUGGUGCGGCACGCGCAGAUUGCGGACGAGCUGCUGCCAGUGUCCAACUGGCAGACGCUGAGCAACACGAUGUACACCUGGGGCUCUCUCGGGCACCGGCCGCCGAAGGAGGUGUUCGAGAAGGGGGCGUGGGAGGUGGUCCGCAGGUUCCGCACGGGGGAUACGCAGCGGCGCGAGGUGAGGGACGACCGCGACGACGUGAUGAUGCCGCAGCACCUGCUCAACGUGAUGUGGGCGGCGGCGGUGCUCGACUUCCGCAACGCCGAGUGGUGGCAGGAGGUGACCGGGCACGUCAACGACUGCCACAAGAACAGCCAGGGCAUCUUCGCAGAGACGCUCGGGUCCCUCGCCAUGGUCUACGCGGUGAACCCGAUCGUCCGCGCGACGGUCUCGGACGACCUCCGCGACACAAUGUUCAACUACUGGAAUGGCUACAUGCGCGUGGAGGCGAGCCGCACGCGGUUCGAGUCGGUCGAGACGGCGGAGGCCGCGCUGCAGUCGUACGAGGACGCGAUGGCCAGCGGGGACGAGUUCCCGGACCAGCGCGCCAGCGUCGGGAACGUGACGAUCAGCGCCAUGCAAGUCGCGGUGCACUACCACGUGCUCAAGGUGCUGCGCGCCCUGGGCGUUGCGGAGGACGUCAGCUGCGUCGUCGAGCUGCUCGAGACGGAGUCGGGCCUCCCCGUGCGCUCGAUCGACAUCGCGGUGAUGGGGCGCGCGGGCACGGCGCUCGAGGGCCUGCGGCUGGCGAUCGAGCCGGACGGGCACCUGCACUUCAUGCGCAACGACGUCAAGCGGCUCAUGGGCGGGACGAUCCUGCGGGACCGCGACCUGACUCAGCGCGGCUGGACAGUCAUAUCGAUCCCGUACAUGGUCAACGGAAAGCGCUGGUACAGCAUGAACGCGACGGAGAAGCGCGCGAUCGUGCACGGGCCGAUCGCGACGGCGCUGGGCCGCUUCCUGAAGACGCGCCCGCUCGCCGCCACCGGGGACGGCGUCGUGCCCGCGCAUGGCGGUGCCGCGAAGCUCGGACCGGCGGCGCAGGCGGCUGCGAAGGCCGCGGCGGCCCGCGGGCAGCGGGCGCAGCAGGCUGGAGCGAUGCCGUCGUCGGAGAAGCGGCGGGCUGCGACGCGGCGCGCGCCGCUCAAGCGGCGGCCGAGCAACGCGUCGCCCGCGUCGCAGGCGGGGGCGGAGGGGGAGGCGGAGGCGCCAGGUGCAAAGAGGGCGAGCGGGGCCGCGGGAGCGCGGGCGGCGGAGCGAUCGCGGCCGCCGUGGGCCGAGGGCCGCCCUUGA